Messenger RNA from Mytilus californianus (California mussel), 1041 nucleotides. RefSeq lists its product as uncharacterized. The transcript is spliced from 5 exons. Bases 1 to 1041 code for a protein of 346 amino acids. Lineage: Eukaryota; Metazoa; Mollusca; Bivalvia; Mytilida; Mytilidae. The record is from RefSeq and is a predicted model, not a curated record.
AUGGCACAGGAUGUUGGUGUAAUUGUGUAUGGUGAAUGUUGUAAUGGUGUAUUGUGUUUACCCGUUGAGGUUAAUCAAUUUGACAAAAGUUCAGCUGGAGUAUUUGCCAGUUUAUUAGAGGAAGAAGGAUACUGCCAUUAUGAAGCUCGAGUAAUGUUAGCAGGAGAACAAGGCACUGGAUCAGCGUCAGCUCAAGUUGAAGUUGUUUCUGAUGGACUAACUCAAAGCCCGUUAUCAUCGGAAAGUCUUUCACCAGUAGCUGAGAAUGAUAAAUGUUGUGACUCUACAACUGCAAUUGAUUUAUUGCGUAGUGACGAAAUACAUCCAAGAGAAAAAUCGUAUAUCAAUAAUGAAGAAAAUGAUCCAUUUCCCGUUCAGAGUGAAAUAUUGAACUCUAAAUUAAGUAGCUACAGGAUAGAUAUUGGGCAGCCCUCAACUGAAAGGAAAAUAUCUGAAAAAAAGAAAAAUAUAAGAAAAGCAGCAGUAGAGCCAUCCCCAGUUAUCUUAGAACAAUCCUUCGACGAUACCAAACAAAGAAGAAAUAUUAUAAAAACUCCUCCUUCAGUCCUUAGGCAAACUACACCGGAUAUAUUGAAUGUAGUUGUUGUUCCGACAACUGCGUUAUCAGUCCCUGCGAAGGAAACACAAUAUUUUAGUUACGCAGAGACAGAAACCAAAGCACCAGAAAAAAAUUCUACUACAGAAGUAUUACGAAACCGUGGUAUCAUUGGAAAGUUAAAGAAGCUAUUUGGUGUUCAAAGACAUGUUGAUGAAAUAAAGGUGGUUAUGACAAAAGAAAGAUUUUGGGAGGAAACAGUUAAAACUGGAAAAACGAAGCUCCAUCACAGGAAAAUAGCUCCAGUGAUCAUUUGGGACGUCGGAGGGCAAGAUGUAUUCUAUAGUACCCACCAAACGUUUUUGACAUAUCGAGCUAUUUACUUGCUAGUUUUGGAUGGUAGAAGAAACCUUGAUGAUCCAUGUAUGUACGAACAGUAUCUGCCUGGCAAGAGUGGUCAUAAGACACCUAGAGAAAAUAUAUAG